Molecule: messenger RNA, 633 nt
Organism: Zychaea mexicana
Lineage: Eukaryota; Fungi; Mucoromycota; Mucoromycetes; Mucorales; Lichtheimiaceae
Product: activator of Hsp90 ATPase
Exons: 5
Coding region: 27-521 (164 amino acids)
Biological process (GO): protein folding; positive regulation of ATP-dependent activity
Cellular component (GO): cytosol
Molecular function (GO): protein-folding chaperone binding; ATPase activator activity
Source: RefSeq, a predicted model, not a curated record
UAAUUUUCUCUGCUCGAUUAAGUUCAAUGUCGUCAAACUGGAAGAACGUCAACAAUUGGUACUGGGUCAACAAGAACUGCUUGAACUGGGCACAAAAAUAUUUUGCCGAACAGCUUGAAGGUCUCAAAACUGAGAAGGAUGGUCACACGGUGUCGAUUAUCAAGUUGGACGAUUGCUCCGGUGAUGUUGAUUUGAACAUGAGAAAGGGCAAGAUUAUCACCAUCUAUGAUGUGUCCCUGAAAUUGAGUUUUCAAGGUGAGUUGGUUGAUGGCACCGAAGUAUCCGGCAGUAUCACGAUUCCCGAAGUUGCGCAUGAUUCUGAGGCGGAUGAUUAUGUGUUUGACAUCACUAUCAAUGAGGAUUCGUCCGCUAAGCAGCCCAUUAAGCCUGUUAUCCGAAAACAAUUGCAACCACUGAUAUGCGAAAAGCUCGGAAAUUUUGCUGAUGACAUGAUUGCCACUCACCGCAACGACGUCUACAUUGAUCCUUCCAAGCUGAACAACCCCGCAGCAACUGCUUAAUUACUAUCAGUUCCAAAUCCCAAUUCACAAACCACACCACCACGGUGUUUAGACAUUAUCUCAUUCCAAGUUACUUAAUCACAUACAACAUUAGUAGUAACAAAAAUCUGCA